This is a messenger RNA of Rosa rugosa (rugosa rose), 525 nucleotides long. Its product is annotated as S-locus-specific glycoprotein S13-like. The coding region runs from base 1 to 525 and encodes 174 amino acids. The transcript has a single exon. NCBI's taxonomy places the organism in Eukaryota, Viridiplantae, Streptophyta, Magnoliopsida, Rosales, Rosaceae. The record is from RefSeq and is a predicted model, not a curated record.
AUGUUCUUGAUGUUGUUCUUGUUCUUGAGCUUGCUUGGUUUAAGGUGUUAUUGUGCUGAAGUUCUUGAAAUCACUAAUUCCAAACCAUUAGCAGUAGGACAAACUCUAGUCUCCCCUGGCCGGAUUUUCGAAUUGGGUUGCUUUAGUUUUAGUGAUUCAAGUAAGCAGUAUGUUGGGUUAUGGCAAAAGAAUGUAUAUCCCCGAAAAUUUGUGUGGGUGGCCAAUAGAGAAAGGCCUCUUGCAGUUUCAGAUGGCUUGGCUAGUUUGAGAAUUAGUAGAAUUGAGAAUUUGGAGCUUUUAGAUGGGAAGCAGAAUUCGUUGUGGUCAGCCAAUGUUGCUGCUCAGGUGCCAUCAUCUAAUACUAGUUCAGUUGUUGCACAUCUGUUAGAUAGGGGAAAUUUUGUUGUGAAAAAUGAUGUAGAAGCCGAUGGAUUAGUAUGGCAGAGCUUUGAUCAUCCUGGUGACACUAUGUUACUGACUCAACUGCUGGGAUUCAAUAGCAAAGCUGGGAAGAGGAAUGUCUAG